Molecule: messenger RNA, 669 nt
Organism: Pelagomonas calceolata
Lineage: Eukaryota; Pelagophyceae; Pelagomonadales; Pelagomonadaceae
Source: the annotation of a GenBank genome assembly
CGCUUCUCCUUUUGGCAGGCCUGUCGCAGCGCAUAGCUCAUAUCAGUAGCCCAGAAGAUUUGCUACAGCCAUUUUGACAGCAUGCCUAAGCGCUCCUGGCUUCCUCGGACCAGCACUGCGCCGGCGCCUCGCAUACAGGACACUGCUCUGAAGGCAUAAAAGAUGACAGCGCGACGCAAAGCGCUGGAGCUGGGCCGCAACAUCGCCGUGGGAGGUACGCUGUGCACGGUUGGUGACGGCGCCGCACAGUACGCCUUCACCGACACGUUUGAUGGGAGGCGCCUCGGGGCGAUGAUGAGCUACGGCAGCUGGUCGGCGAUUAUUUAUCACUACUGGUACGCGUUUCUCGCGCGGCGGCUCCCGCCGAGCGCCUACGUGCAGAAGGCGGCGCUCGACUGUUUCGUGGUGACGCCGGGCUUCGAGAUCCCGGCGCUCAUGACCUGGACCGGUAUCUUAGGGCGGCGACAGACGCUCGACGAGGCCCUAUCCCAACUCCGGCGGGACUUCCCGACGGCGCUCGCGGUCGACGUCGCCAUGUGGGGGCCCGCGUCGCUCGUCAUGUUCCGCUACGUGCCCCUGCGCUUCCAGGUGCCGUACAUGUACGGCUUCGGCGCGUGCUGGGACUUUAUCAUGUCCUGGAUCGCGUUCGAUAAGUAACUUGUUGUGAAC